Molecule: messenger RNA, 1399 nt
Organism: Cryptomeria japonica (Japanese cedar)
Lineage: Eukaryota; Viridiplantae; Streptophyta; Pinopsida; Cupressales; Cupressaceae
Product: cytochrome P450 76T24-like
Exons: 2
Coding region: 539-1399 (286 amino acids)
Molecular function (GO): oxidoreductase activity, acting on paired donors, with incorporation or reduction of molecular oxygen; iron ion binding; monooxygenase activity
Source: RefSeq, a predicted model, not a curated record
GGCUGUCUUAGUAGAGCAACAUAGUUUUCAGUUUGUAUGGAUAUCCUAACAUUUUCUUGGUCAUUUUCUUGGUCCUCUCUUCUCCUUACUACUGGUUCGCUGAUAUUAUUCUUGUUUCUAUGGGGAAAGGGGAGGGGUAGGACAACUCUUCCUCUUCCUCCUGGGCCUCCUGCUUGGCCUAUCGUGGGAAACCUCUUUCAGCUGGGGAAAAGGCCUCACUAGUCUCUCUAUGCCCUCUCUUUGCAAUACGGCCCACUCAUGUCUCUCCGUCUGGGAAUGAAAACAACAGUGGUGGUGUCUUCUCCUGCCAUGGCCAAGGAGGUUCUCAAAACGUACGACCACAUCUUGGCCGGGCGGAUGGUAAUAGAAAUGAUCAAGUGUCUUUCCCAUCACAAAUCCUCCCUAAUUUGGGCUGAAUACGGAGUUCGCUGGCGUCGUCUCCGACGCAUUUCAACUGUUGAGCUUUUCAGCCCCAAAAGAAUGGAAGCUCUGCAACACCUGAGAAGAGAAGAGAUAUUUCACACAAUUCGACUACUUUAUGAGGACAAGGGAAAAAUUUGUGGAUAUUGGGCGGACGGUGUUCUGCACGUCUCUAAAUUUGUUAGGCAAAAUGAUCUUCAGCACAAACAUCUUCGAUCCUCACAAUCCAGAGUCUUCGUGGUUCAAAAAUUCCAUGUGGGAGAUGACGCAGCUCGCUGGAACGCCCAAUUUGGCUGACUUUUUUCCGCUUCUACGGUUCCUCGACCCCCAGAAUGUCUCCCGGGAGAUGGCCAAGCAUUUGAAUGUUGUGUAUGAUUUUGUGGAUUUCUUCAUACAAAAACGGUUCGCCUCUGCUAGCGAAAUCCUUGAGCGGAAUGACUCCAAGAAGGAUUUUCUGGACGUUCUGCUUGAUUUCAGAAGCGACGACUUCACUCUUGUUGAUAUUCGAGCCCUGAUUUCAGAUUUGUUUGUUGCUGGUACUGAAACGAUCACUACAACAAUUGAAUGGGUUAUGGCAGAAUUCAUUCGCAAUCCACAGAAAUUAAACCGAGUUCGACAAGAACUGGGUGAAGUAGUUGGUUGCAACAGAAAAGUGGAAGAAUCUGAUUUAGAGCAUCUGCCUUAUCUCCAGGCAGCCGUGAAAGAGAUAUUCCAAUUGCACCCGACUGUUCCUCUGUUGCUCCCCAACAAAGCUGAGAGUUCCUGUGUAAUUGGGGGUUAUCUGAUACCCAAAGAUAGCCAGGUGAUGGUGAACGUGUGGGCAAUUGGGAUGGACCCUGCAAUUUGUAAGCGCCCUUCAGAAUUUUUGCACGGAGAUAUGGCAGACGAUCUACAUCAGAUUCCUCUACUCUUCUAUUGCAGCCGACUACUUCAUCCAAUUAUUGCCAGACUCGGUAUAAUUUCUGUGGAUUGCGAAUGA